CGAGUCUCUGGGCGGCCCGGAGUCAUGGAUUAUGGGCGGCCGGGACUCAUCAAGGCUUAUAGAAGAGAUGAAAUGUGGUCAGAGGGACGAUUUGACUAUGAAAUCUCUCCUUUCAAGAGAACCAGUCAGUCUUUCCAUCAGUCUCAGCGUAGGAAGUCCAGGCGUGCUGAUGUCUCCUACAAACGGCAGCAUGAAAGAAAGCCAGAAACAGAUAAGGAGAGGCCCGUACGAUCUUUGAAAACAUCAAGAGAUACUUCACCCUGGUUUUAUUCCGCAGUUUCGUCAUCCGAGGUGUUAGCCAAACCUCGUAGGCUAACUGAAAAAGAACUUGCUGAGGCUGCAAGAAAGUGGGCUGCUGAAAAGCGAGAGAAGUCAGAUGAAAGUAACUUGCCUGAAAUUCACGAGUAUGAAGCGGGAUCCACUGCACCACCGUUCAUUUACCAGCCACAAGAACCUGAGGCCAAUGCAGCAUAUGGCAUAGAGUUCUAUGAAGACGCGCUAACCCGUCGCUCUAAAGCAAUAGCAUUAAAAGCCAAAGAGAUUGAACAGGCUUACCGACAAGACUGUGAAACUUUCUGGAGGGUAGUGAAAAUGCUGAUUGAAAAAGAUCCUUCAUUAGAAAAGUCUAUACAGUUUGCGCUGAGGCAGAAUUUACAUGAAAUAGGUGAGCGACGUUUGAAAGAACUCAACCAUUUCAUUGCAGAGCACGAUACUUCAACUCAAGAGUUUGGAGAGCCUUUUUAGAUUUCUAGCUCAGGCAAAAAGUUUCUAGAUUUUCUUUUCCCUCCCUGAAUUGCAUAAAUCCUUAAAAUAUGGACGUUUUGUGAUGAAGAGAAAUAACUGUAUGAUGGCUGACCAUACUUCCAGUA
Molecule: messenger RNA, 869 nt
Organism: Nycticebus coucang (slow loris)
Lineage: Eukaryota; Metazoa; Chordata; Mammalia; Primates; Lorisidae
Product: periphilin-1-like
Exons: 1
Coding region: 25-744 (239 amino acids)
Biological process (GO): negative regulation of gene expression, epigenetic; protein localization to heterochromatin; negative regulation of DNA-templated transcription
Cellular component (GO): nucleoplasm
Source: RefSeq, a predicted model, not a curated record